Messenger RNA from Helianthus annuus (common sunflower), 1971 nucleotides. Its product is annotated as glutamic acid-rich protein-like. The record is from RefSeq and is a predicted model, not a curated record. The transcript has 3 exons. Lineage: Eukaryota; Viridiplantae; Streptophyta; Magnoliopsida; Asterales; Asteraceae. The coding region runs from base 1 to 1971 and encodes 656 amino acids.
AUGCGCGAUUAUCGGAUGAACAUGGUCACUGCAUUGGUGUUGAACAAGAAAUAUAAUUUCUCGUAUAUUGUCUUUCAUUAUAUGGCCGAGAAUAUUACUACAAAGAGUCGAACUUGGACUUAUCCAAGAUUUGUGCAGAUGCUGAUCGAUCAUGCAUAUCCAGAGAUUGAACGUGACUUAAAGAAUGAUUUGUUAGUUCAGUCGCACAUGAGCAACGAUUCUCUAAAGCAGCUUGCUAGAUAUCACCCAAACCACCCUGAACCAAAGGUAGUAGCAGAAUUCUUCGGGUAUAUCAAGGAUGCGAAUUACGUUGAUCCUGAUCCAGUUGAUCAUCAAAACUUGAGAAACGAAGAAGAAAUGAAGGAAGCAGCCUAUGCUGAUGAGCUAAAAACUCUUGAGGAGUUCAAAACCACCCGAAAUGAUUGGUUUGUGAAAGAAACGAGGAGGAGAGGCAAGAAAGUUACUCCUAAAUCACAGGAGGAUGAGCCGGUUGUUACUGAGGAAGAAGAUCCGUAUGCUGGUAUUGAUCAAGUGAUGCUUAAUGUUGAUGAUUUAGUGUCUGAGCAAGCAGUUAAUGUGGAAGCUGAGAAAGAGAAGGUCAUUGAUGACAUUGAAGGUGAUGAUGUCAAUAAAAGUACAACAAGUUCUUCGAGUUCUUCAGAUGAUGAAGCAGAUGAGGCAGAACGUCUAAAAAGAAUUGAAGAAGCUACAAAGAAAGAGAAACAGUUAAGGAAGAGGAAGAGACAGGAGAAAGAUGAUGCUGCUUAUGUCCCAUCACCUGAACACGUUUCUGAAUCACAAUCACCUUCAAGCGGCAAAAAGAAAGCAGGUGCAAAGAAAAGGAUUGUAUCUCCUAAAAUCAAGAAAGUUACUACAAAGAUUACAAAGCCGAAGAUUGUGUUGAAGAAGAAACCAACCAAAGAACCCAGUAAACCAUCUACACCACCACCUGAACACACACCAAUACAAUCACCACCACAUCAAACACCUCCACGACAACUUACACCUCCCAGACAACCUUCACCUCCAAAACAACCAACACCUCCACAACAAACUUCACCACCAAAACAACCUACUCUACCCAGACAACCAUCACCACUACAUCUCUCUCCACCACAACAACAAACCUUGCUCGCAUCUCAAGAAAUAUUUCAAACACCACCACUCACUCAAAUUCAACUAACUCCUGGUUCUUCUAGCCACAGAGGUCUUCACAUUCCUCCGGAUAAUCUUGAAGAUAUUGGAGAUUUUGGCUUUGCAAAUGAUGAACAAGUAAAUAAGUUAGAAAAGAAGAUGGAUGGAGUGCUGAAGGAAAACAAAGUUGUUGCAGCUGAAAGUAAGAAAGUUGCUGAACGUGAAAAGAUUCUCGAAAUGCGCGUGAAGAAAUUAGAGUCUGACAACAAGGCAUUGUUAAAGAAGAUUGACACAGAUCAGACUGAAAUUGAUUUUCUGAAAGUGCGAGUGGCAGAAUUGGAAGAAGAGAAGGCUCGCAGAGAUGAGCAGAACAAAUAUUUCGAGAUGAAAAACAAAGAGCUUGAGGCUGCAAAAGCAUUGAAAGAGCAUGAUUUCUACAUGUUGAACAAAGUUGUUGAGAAUAUGCUUGGAACUUCGAUUGAACAGAAGUUCGAAGAGAUUCAAGUUGAAGAGCUUAGGGCAAAACGCCAAGCUGAGAUUGACGAACAAAUGAAAGAUAAGGGUAAGGGUGCUGAAAGCAGUGUGGCAGCUGUUGAGAGAUCAAUUGUUCCAUCUUUAGUGAUUGAAAAUCCAGUACCUAUAUCUUCAGUAUCAGCACUUUUUGAAGAACCAGUAACACUGGAAGACCUUGCUGCUGAUGAUGAUGAAGAAGAUGAUGAUGAGGAUGAUGAGGGUGAAGAGGAAGAAGGUGAUGCCGAGGAAGUUGACGAUGAUGAGAAACCAACAGCCCUCAACCGACCUCCUUUUCCUUUUCACCCUAACUUGCGCCCCACUUAA